CUCAUGAAUAUAUAUCAGUAAGUAUUUGCGUAAGAGGUCGGCCAACGUUCAUUUCAUAUUCCACCGUAGUAUUUCGGUCUAAAUGAGACGCACAGUCACGUCUCCGCCCUAAUCUGGCCCGACGCUUCCAGACGGCUUCCCAGUGAAUUAAAUCGGUAAAAUGUUUCCUGGACCUGCGAAGAAGCCUCCACCAAGAAGUCGAAGGCAAAAAAGUGAAUGACUAGAAGGAUAAGUCGACAGCCGCCUAGUUGGUGGACAUUUACCGCGGUGGGAACAAUUUUGGGAUUUCAAAUGUAACGCUAAAGGUCGUAUGUUUCACCAAGUGCGCACCGUUAUUUAGUGGGCUACUUUUCAUUCGCAGAGAUGGAAAGUGCGCAGGCUGUCACGGAGGACGGCGUGUCAGAUGGAAACGCGACCAAGUUAAAGAAACCCAGCGGACUGCCUGUCGCCCAGGGGAUUCAGGCGGCGGGUGAUGGCGUUGGACGUUCGGCAGCCUCCCGUGUCGACGCAAAGAACGGGAACAGCCUCGUCCAUACCAUAUCCACGUCGGUAUCUAAUGUUUCAAAUAAAAGUAUUGCCACCGCCACUAAUGGCCGGGCUUUGCCAGGCGCCUCCAACUCACUCUUGUUAAGACGGCGGCGGCUAAAGCGGAAUCUCUCCGCCGCAGCUGCAACCACUGCCGCCUCAGCUGUCACUGCCGCCUGCGGCGCCAAGAUGAACUCGGCUCUCUCCUCUGCGUCUCUGCAUACCCGGAGUCUGGAUAGAAAGACCCUGUUGAAGCACCGGCAAAACAUGCAGCUUCAGCCGCCAGACAGGGAAUGGGUGCGAGCGGAUCUUCACCGGGGCUCGGUACACGUCCACGACAGACUCAAUUCCUCGUAUCCGAGGCCGGUUCUUUGCACGAUGGACACCACGGCCGGCGAGAUGGCGCUCGGUUUGAGUAAACUCUGCAGUAAGUCUGGGUCCGUGUUGCGCAUAUUUUGUAAAGAUCGACCCAAAACCGACCAAAAUGGAAACUGCAAUGUGAUUCACGAAAUUCUCGAAAAUCAGGUCAAUGCAAAUGGGGAGGAAAUCACGCAGUUUGAACACAUGCGUUCCUUGAAAUCGACUGAAUUUCGAGACGGCCCUUCCAGCCAGCCGAGUGACAGGUUGAGGCUGUUGCUCAUGGAGAAUGCGGAUCAAAGGCAACAACAGCAACAAGAAAUUGUUUCCAAACUUUUCACCCCAGACUCCGAGUCACACGACAACACGAUGUGCUCCUUGUCUGACGAUUUAAAUUCUAAUUCCAACGUGGAGGAUACCCCCAUCGACGAGGACUCUGAGCAGCGGAAUGGUAUUGACAGCUACGGAUUGAAUUCGGGCUCCGACGUGGAGAGCAGCGCCUUUGACGAUCUCAGCUCCGGGGCACGACUCAGUGAACACAGGGACUCCCUGAGCGACGACAUGAUCCUGGGCACGGAGGCGUCCAUACUGAGCCCCGUAUUCGACACGGAGGGCCAUGACACUUACGGCAGUUCGUCGGAUGAGCUGGAGCUUGAUUGUCACACGUCCAGCAUAGACCCUGUUGUCCCCCAGCAUCACUCCAAUGGCAUUGCUGCAGACCCGGCCACAUACAUGCACUGUAACCCUGGUCAUUUAAACGGCGUCGCAAGGCCAGACAACGUGCAUAAAGCCGGUCGCAUGGGCAGCCUGCCGCCCAGCACGAGCGCCGGCUCGCUGUCAAGAGUGUGUUCCACAGGUACAACACCUGACGGGCAAGACGCCGACCAUUUCCAGGGUUUUUUGAAACCAGUAUCCUCAUCCGUGCACACCGGGAACGGGAGCGAUUCCUGCCCCACGAUAUAUGUCCAGUUGCACGGAGAGUCAGUGCGUAGGCUCGGUCCAGAUGAAAGGCCUCUCCAGAUCCAGACUGACUUCCUCUUUAAACUUGGAUUUAAGGACCCGUGGCGAGUUCAGGAGGAGGGCAUGAACACCGAAAUUGGAUCCCUGUUACGAUUUUAUGCAGGUAAGCCCCAGAGCAUCGAGUGCUCUGAGCGCGUGCAGCUGUCGGGGACGUACAACGUGCGCAAGGGGAAGCUCCAGCUCCCUGUGAACCGCUGGACCCGGAGGCAGGUCAUCCUCUGUGGCACCUGCCUCAUCGUCUCCUCCGUCAAGGAGAGCCAGACGGGCAAGAUGCACAUCCUGCCCCUCAUAGGGGGAAAGGUUGAGGAGGUGAAGAAGCACAGCCACUGCCUGGCGUUCAGCUCGGCCGGCCCUCAGAGUCAGACCUACUACGUCAGCUUCGACAGCUUCACCGAACACCUCCGCUGGCACCGCCACGCCGCCAAGAUGGUGUCCCAGAGGAUCAACUCGGUGGACCUGUCCGGCUGCAGCCUGGAGCAGGUUCCCCCCAACCUGUUCUACAGCCACGACCUCACCCACCUCAACCUCAAACACAACUUCCUGCCCGCAGACCACCGGUUGCAGCAUCUGCAGAGGUAGCCACCACCAUGCCCCACAUGCUGUUGGGAAUGAAGGGGAGGGUCAUGGGGGUCUAGAGAUAACAAUUUAUGCUCCACUCAAUGGGUAAAGGCAUGGGACUAAACCGUCACCAUCCCACACUGUUUGGGUGAUUCAACUGCUGUGAGCGUCUCUUACCGAUUUCGCAGGAGAACAUUUGCCGUGAGCAUGCCCUCGGCACGAAUGUAAUCAAUGGCCAUAUAAGAGCUGUGUCAGUACGGAGUGUGUGGACAAAGAACACUGUGGUUACAAACAAUCCCAUCCUGAAGACCAUGGCGCUGCUGCUAUUCAUGGCAGGCCAGCAGAAUCGGCACAACAAAGUGACUUUGACCACAUUUGUAUCGGUUAGGGAUGUUUUAGUGAAGCCAGGGAAGACAGUUUGAUCACCCAGACCGCCAUGUUCCUUUACAAACCCUGACAAAUUUACCAACUACAAUUGCGUUUGGUUGCAUUCCCACUGGGGCCAACCGGGCAGAGAAAUGUAUGGAUUCCCUGUGUUGCAAGACGCUUUGAAUAAAAGCCUUCACUAAAUGGCGUAUAUUCAAUAGACUGUACUUUAAGUGUGUGUGAAAUCAACCCAUUUCCUAACUACAGAGUCAGACAAGAGAAGAGGUUUGUGUAUUUGCGUGUGUGUGUGUGUAAUAAGAGAAGGGAAAUCCAUUCUAUGAAUCCGUUGGUAAAUGGACUGCAUUUAUGGAGGGCUUCUGAUGCCACUACAGCCACUCAGAGGAGCGCUUUCACAGCUCAAGUCUCACAUCCUCCCACGCAACACACUCACACAUUCACGCGCCGUCGACACCAUCUCUCUGGGUGCUGCUAGGGGGGACUGUCUCUUUGCUCAAGGAUACCUCAAUGGAUCGACUUGGGGAUCGAACCCCUGGGGUCUUCCAUACGUGAGGCGACCCACACCAGGUCGUGAUGAGGAAAUAAUCUGGCCGGAAACCGCACGAGACGCAGAGGAAGAGUAAGAAGAAUAUGAUGAUGAUUAGGAUUCUGAUUAGGGCCAAAUUAGGGCUUAUCGGUCAUUUCCUUACCACCCGCUCUGACGGAGCUCUUGACUACUGCAAUCAGUUAACGAGACCUCAUAAAUCCUGAGGCUGCCAUUUCAUUGGCCGCCUCUGGAGAACCACACAAACCUGUGGUUAGCGAUGCACUCCGGUGUGGCGUCCUUUGAAUUGAUUCAAUUUGACUGUGGUUUUCACAUGGCUGAACAGCACUUGGCAUCGCUCCA
Gadus chalcogrammus (walleye pollock) is the source of this 3730-nucleotide messenger RNA. RefSeq names its product PH domain leucine-rich repeat-containing protein phosphatase 1-like. The transcript is spliced from 4 exons. The coding region runs from base 364 to 2481 and encodes 705 amino acids. The record is from RefSeq and is a predicted model, not a curated record. NCBI's taxonomy places the organism in Eukaryota, Metazoa, Chordata, Actinopteri, Gadiformes, Gadidae.